This is a messenger RNA of Chelmon rostratus (copperband butterflyfish), 2125 nucleotides long. RefSeq names its product RAS-like, estrogen-regulated, growth inhibitor (gene rerg). NCBI's taxonomy places the organism in Eukaryota, Metazoa, Chordata, Actinopteri, Chaetodontiformes, Chaetodontidae. The transcript has 5 exons. Gene Ontology annotation, molecular function: GTPase activity; GTP binding. The record is from RefSeq and is a predicted model, not a curated record. Bases 436 to 1038 code for a protein of 200 amino acids.
GGUCAGAGGCAGCAGAGUGCGGGGAACUCCAGCAGCUCCGCUCCGUAUAUUUCCACUCACCCUGCGUGUUAGGGAUUCAUUCAUCUCAGGCACAGCUGCUGCUCGGUCUGUCCUGGCGGGAUCUGUCCAUCCAUCCACCCGUCUGCUCAUCCAGGUCCAUCCACAUCUCUGUCCUUCCAUCCAGCUGCGUUCGCGGUCUGCGCCUGGGAAGGUCAGACGCAUCAUUUAUAAUCAGCGGACCUGACAACUUUUUUCUCCCUCUUCUUUUUCUUUUUUUUAUUCCUCUGCCUCCUGAUCAGCGUUUCAUCACCGGGAGGCUAUUACUGCAUCCAGCCGUCUUCGACGCUGCUUCCCCCUGUGUGGACGAGAGGAUGGAUGGCUGACCUCGGAGCUCACUGAUUGGUUCGCUGAACUUCGCUGGCUGCAGCUGCUGUCAUGGCCAAAAGCCCGGAGGUGAAGUUGGCCGUCUUCGGCAGAGCCGGGGUGGGCAAGUCAGCUUUGGUGGUGAGAUUUCUGACCAGACGCUUCAUCUGGGAGUAUGACCCAACACUUGAGUCAACAUAUCGUCAUCAAGCCAACAUUGACGAUGAGGUUGUCACCAUGGAGAUUCUGGACACUGCAGGGCAGGAGGACAUUCAGCAGAAGGAGGGCCACAUGCGCUGGGGUGACGGAUUUGUCAUCGUGUACGACAUCACAGACCGGGGAAGCUUUGAGGAGGUGGCGCCGCUCCGAAGUCUCCUAGAGGAUGUGAAGAAGCCAAAAAACGUGCCUCUGGUCCUCGUGGGCAACAAGUCCGAUCUGGACCACGUCCGGCAGGUCGGCACGGAGGAGGGCGAACGGCUGGCAGCUGAAAUGGCGUGCGCCUUCUACGAAUGUUCAGCGUGCGCAAAUGAGGGCGGCGCCGUGGCCGAGGCUUUCCACGAGCUGUGCCGCGAGGUGAGGCGCCGCAAGGCCGUGCAGGGCAAGGCCAGACGCCGCAGCUCCACCACGCACGUCAAACAGGCCAUCAACAAGAUGCUGACCAAGAUCAGCAGCUAGGGAAGAGACGCACAACCGCUUGACGACACGGGAAAUGUACAUUUGUCUCAUGUAAAUGUUUCGAGCAGUUAUUGGCUCUGAAAUGGACGAAAUGUAACUGAUUUAAUGUCGGAUGUGUUCUUUACUUCGUCUCUUAUCAUUUUCCAUCCAAAUGGUCCCAAGAACAAUAUCUCUUCCCUCUGGAGGAGGCAAACGACAUUGUCACGUCAGCAUGGGAGCCUUAAAGGAUGAUUCUAGUCCAAGAACAUUUGAGCUCAUUUGGAUCAAAUUAAUCCUGGAUUCUGCCGAGAGAUGUGAUGUUUCAUGAUAAAUCAUUAAAAUGGUGAGGUUCUCAACUUUUUUUUUUUUUUUUUUUGCUUUUAUCCUCUCAUCUAACUUUCUUUAAUUCAGUGAACAAGCCAGGAGGCAGUCUGGAAAUGAAGCAUGAAAGCUUCCUAUUUAGCAUGCAUAGAAUCCAAGCAUUAUUGAUGUCGAAUGAGAAGAGUCGUAGUUUCCUGUCUGUUUCUCUCUGUCUGUGGGGGAUAUUGUGAUGUGCUUCGGCCCACAUGUGUGUAACUGUUCUGUCAGCAGUGGUAAAAGAAAACUAAGAUCGGAGAACUAUUAUCAGUAGAUCCACAGUCCUUCGCGCAUGUCAGCCCAAGAAAAAUCCCCAGAUUUAUCGAUGCCUGUCCUUCAAACAAGCCUUGUAAUAAAGUCCACAAUGUUCUGUUGACAUUAAAUGUUCUGCAGCGGCUGCCUGUGUUUAUCCAGGACAUGUGCUCUUCAAGAUCUUUUCCUCAAGGAACCAAAGCACAUGCUCAGAACAUUUUUAAGCCCACGAGAGAACAUUUUUGCCGUUUUCUUGAACCCACUGAAGGUCCAUCCCGAUAUGUCACAUUGCAGGGAUGUCCUCUGUGGUACAGUAUGUAUGAUAUGGUGUGUUGCCUUAAGCACGGCUGUGUCUUAAGUGUGUACAGAACCCAAAUGAGUCUACAGUAGAAGAUACUGUAAUUGUUGAAAUGUAAUGUUUUUUUUCUUUAUGUGUUUGACUUGUAUGAUGAAAACAACCAGCUGUGCACUUGUAAUUAAAAACUGAGAUAUAUCCCGA